CCCCGCCUCCUGAGGCGUCGGAGCUAUGGGCUGGGAAGCGGCUUAUAAGGGCCCGCCCGGGUCCGCUGGGCGCCAUCCAGCUUUCUCGCUUCGUCCGCCCUUCACUUACCCACCCACCCCUUUCUUUAUUAUUUGUCUUUCGUUUCGACGCCUAUCCUUAUUAUCGACACCAUGAAGACCGCCGUUGCAUUCUCUGCCCUGCUUGCGUCUGCGGGCCCCGCGCUCGCGGCGUAUGUCAAGUCGGAGAGCUUUGUGGGCCAGAGCUUCUACGAUGGGUUCGACUUUCAGGCGAUCGCGGACCCGACGCACGGCCGCGUCAACUACGUGGACGCGCAGACUGCGAAGGACAAGAACUUGACCUACGCGUCGGCGGACUCGUUCGUCCUCCGGGUGGACAGCACCACCGUGCUCGACCCCGCCGGCGCCGGCCGUGACUCUGUUCGCAUCCGCUCGAAGAACACCUACACCACUCAUGUCCUUGUCGCCGACGUCCGCCACAUGCCGCAAGGCUGCGGUACCUGGCCCGCGAUCUGGGAGACGAACGAGGCCACCUGGCCCGCGGGCGGCGAGGUCGACAUCCUCGAGGGCGUGAACGACGUCGUCCCCAACGCGGCCACCCUGCACACCUCCCCCGGCUGCACCAUGCCCGCGACGCGCGACGAGCUCGGCACGCCGACGCAGCCCGAUUGCGACACCGCCGUGAACGGCAACGCCGGCUGCGGCGUCAAGUUCUCGGACGCGACGAGCUUCGGCCCCGCGCUCAACGCGCAGGGCGGCGGCUGGUACGCGAUGGAGCGCACCGACUCCUUCAUCAAGGUCUGGUUCUGGCCGCGCGGCGCCGCGGACGUGCCCAUCGGCGUCUCCGAGGGCCACGACGACGUCGACACGGCGAACUGGGGCACCCCGCAGGCGUUCUUCCCGAGCGACACGUGCAACAUCGCGGAGCACUUCGAUGCGCACAACAUCAUCAUCAACCUGACGCUCUGCGGUGACUGGGCCGGCGCUACCUUUAACACCGACGGUUGCUCUGGCGUCUGCGUCGACGUCGCCAACAGCCAGCCGGACGCGUUCAAGGACGCGUACUUCGACAUCGCCGCCAUCAACGUCUACAAGGCGCAGUAAAUUAUCCUUUUUAUCGCUAUUUAUUCCUUGGGUUGUAGUACCACCAUGCAGUGUACUGGGUUGUACGAGAAGCUGUGUACAGUCUAGGGUCCUGUGUAGUGUCAAAAUGUCUACCGUGAAGUCCUUGACUUGAACUAUGUCCUGCCCGAUGUGUGCCUGGAGGAUAGUGCAAACCUGACGAACAGCAAUAUUGAAGUGCGCUAAAGGAACAACCGAAAGAGGAAGGCUUU
This is a messenger RNA of Schizophyllum commune H4-8, 1352 nucleotides long. RefSeq names its product glycoside hydrolase family 16 protein. Gene Ontology annotation, molecular function: hydrolase activity, hydrolyzing O-glycosyl compounds. The transcript is spliced from 3 exons. Bases 172 to 1122 code for a protein of 316 amino acids. The record is from RefSeq and is a predicted model, not a curated record. Lineage: Eukaryota; Fungi; Basidiomycota; Agaricomycetes; Agaricales; Schizophyllaceae. Gene Ontology annotation, biological process: glucan catabolic process.